This is a messenger RNA of Leptosia nina, 459 nucleotides long. The record is from the annotation of a GenBank genome assembly. Lineage: Eukaryota; Metazoa; Arthropoda; Insecta; Lepidoptera; Pieridae.
AUGGUGCCGGUCACGAUAACAGAACCCGCGGUGCGCUCCUUCCUGUUUUACUCCGGCGUGCUGGGCCUAAAAGUCCUCUCCAUGGCGUUCCUGACUGCGAGACAGCGGCACAAGAAGAACGUGUUCGCGAACUCCGAGGACGCAGCCAUGAAGAAGGGCGUGGCUGUCGUUAAAUUCGACGACGAGGACGUGGAGCGGGUGAGGCGGGCUCAUUUGAACGACCUCGAGAACAUUCCACUCUUCUGGGUGCUCGGAGGCUUGUAUCUGACGACUGGACCAUCAGCCGCGACAGCUAUAACUUUGUUCCGCGUAUACGCCGCGGGUCGUAUUUUACACACAAUUGUGUACGCGGUCAAGCCGUUGCCACAGCCAUCUAGGGCUAUCGCGUUCGGUGUACCCCUUUUUAUUACAUUGUACAUGGGAGUCCAGGUCGUGUCACACUACAUCGCAGCCUAUUAA